Messenger RNA from Cuscuta epithymum, 2475 nucleotides. Lineage: Eukaryota; Viridiplantae; Streptophyta; Magnoliopsida; Solanales; Convolvulaceae. The record is from the annotation of a GenBank genome assembly.
CUUCCGUAUCAUGUCUCAUUAUCCUAAACACAAAUGUAUCACCUGCCAAAAAGUUAAAAAAGGCGGUCAACAAUAUUCUUCCCCCUCCGUCCAACAGCUCCAUCCUCACCGCUCACUCGCCUCUCCUUCACUCGUCUCCACCGCCUUCGCUAAGAUCGCCACCGUCACCCUCUCCCUAAGCCUAAGCUGAAGAAGCAGCACGCCUCCGCCAACUCCGCCUGAGCAAAAAUCGAUGGUGAAGAGGAAAUCCGGUGAGAUUAACAACGGUGAGCGGUUAGCGGCUCUGGCCAGACCAAAAAUCGGUACCCUUUUUGUUUUUGUGCUUUCCCUUUUCUCCCAUUUCCCAUUCCACUGCCAAUUUCUCCGUUUUAGAAGCAAUAAGUCUCCGGCGCAUAUGUAGGUCACAUUCUCUAGUCUACAGAUUCCAUGUGUGGAGGAGUAAUUUACUUGGUUAAAGAUAUGCCUUGAAAACUCAUUGUGUAUGCGAAGAUGUUUUUCUCUGAAAUGUUUUCCGGACUUCCUUCGUACGUAAGGGCGUAAGGCUCAGAAAACGUUUUUGAGAAAGUAUUUUCCUGGAGGACAUGGACCUUGAUUCUUUAGGCUAUGUUUCAAUCCUGGAAAAUGCUAGGAAAGUAAAGAAACGGGUAUGAAAAACUACCAUAUGCAGAGGAAAAUGAUAUAUGGGAAGUGCUUUUUGCUUUUGUAACAUAUGGUGGAUUGUUUAAUAUGUUUAUACUGUGGUGUGUAUAUGUGUGUAUAUGCUGGACUAAGGAAUUUGUCUGUGUUUCAGAGAGUGACCCAACCAAUGACUAUCUAAUGUCAAAGUUUAGAUGGAGGAUUGAUAACUUCUCGCGUUUGGAUGUUGAGAAGCCUUACUCUUCAGUGUAUGACGUAAAUGAGUACAAGUGGAGGUUGCUGCUUUAUCCAAGGGGAAACGACACAGCUCAUUUGUCUCUGUACCUAGGUGUGCCUGACCUGCAUAGCUUACCCGAUGGCUGGCGUAUACCUACAAAGUUCAGUCUAGCUCUUCUUAACCAGCUAGACCCAAAGAAAACCAUCAAGAAAGGUAUAUCAUUAUGUAGAAUGAGUAGUUGUGACAAAUGAUUGUUGUAAUUCUGUUUCUAUCCUCUAGUUGUUGUUUUCUCUGCAUCGUUGUGCAGAAACUAAACAUGCUUUCACUGCUCACGAGAGUGACUGGGGCUUCACUUCAUUCAUCCCACUUCGUGAGUUUCAUGACAAAGCUGAAGGUUAUCUUGUUAAUGAUUCAUGCCUGAUCGAAGCUGAAGUAUAUGUCCCUGAUGCUUCUUCAUGUGUGACAAACAUUGCUACUUCUCCUGUUUCCCCUUAUCAAGUAAACUUCACUUAAACCCUACAUGCUAUGUGGCCAAGUAUCUUUUUGAAGUAGUGGGCAAGAUUAUGACUUUUACUAUGGUGGUAUUUUUGUCCCCGAGUGACUAGAGUGAGUGACCACAGUCAUUUAUUUAUGCAUUAGUGACCAAGCUGGUAUUUGACUAUUUUGGAUUAACAGCAGUGACCAUGUGAUUGUACUUUUGUCUAUGAGUUGUAUAUUAAUUGUAUACGGAGUAUUUUUCUAAAUGUAACCCACUCUUCUUUAUUUCUUUUUGGGAUUGAUCAGGCUAUUGAUUCUUCUUCUGCUGUUGCUCUUGAUCCUGUGGAAUCUGUGUACUCCCGGGUUCAAUCUGUUCUCAAGUCACUACCCAAGUCACCGUCCAACUUAGCAUCCGGUGCUAUUCCAUGUGAAGUUCCUUUGCUUAAAGACCGUGCAACUUCUGCCAAAGAAAUCUUCGACAAGCUGAUAGCAUACCCUUUGGAGGACUUGGCUGAUCCUCAGCAUGAACCUGCAAUGUUGGAGUCGCUCUCCAUACUCGCUAACAAUCUUUCUUUGUUCAGCAAUGAGCAGGCGGAAGAGAUUUUGAGCUUGAAUGUUUCUUUUCCUCAGAUGAUGCGGGAAUGGAGGGACUUGAGUAAAGUCAAGUGGGGCAGUGAGCAUCUUUGGGCUACUUUUGAGCAGACGAAGCGUUUGCUAGAGGAUUUAGUGAAAACGGAUGAAGGGAUAAAGAGAAAACUUGUGGGGCUAGUUAGGAGAGAAAAGGAAUUAAAAACUGAGCUGGAAGAAAUUGAAAGCGAUAUGCGGCAACUGAAGGUGGAAAGAGGAGAAGUGUCGAAACAGACUAAGAAAGUGUGUGCUCUUGCUGAGGAGCAGGCUUGCAUUAUUGAAGCAAGAGAGGCUGAGGUGGAUGGUGCUAACAAAAAGCUGGAGGGUUUGAAAUCCAAAUGGGAUGCAAUGAGACUUCGUCUACUUGCUUGAAAAGAAAAGAAAAACAGGCAGUGUCUAGCUAUUAAGAUUUACUUAGUGAAUUUGGGAAGAGUGAUACAAAAUGGUCAGAGUAUAUGGUUUCAAAACUCAAUUAGUCAAUUGUAGGUAUUGCUUAUUAACCUUAUUAAGAUGAUUAA